UGACUGCCUCUUCACCUCUCCUGUGGGAACUCCAGUGUCUCCUUGGCUCAAAAUGGACCCCAAUGGCUCCUGCACCACUGGCGGCUCCUGCGCCUGUGCUGGCUCCUGCAAAUGCAAAAAGUGCAAAUGCACCUCCUGCAAGAAGAGCUGCUCCUGCUGCCCCGUGGGCUGUGCCAAGUGUGCCCAGGGCUGCAUCUGCAAAGGGGCAACGGAGAAGUGCAGCUGCUGUGCCUGAUGUGGGGACAGCCCUGCUCCCAGAUGUAAAUGAAGCAACUUGGGUACAAACCUGGAUUUUUUUUUUCAUACAACC
Messenger RNA from Symphalangus syndactylus (siamang), 310 nucleotides. RefSeq names its product metallothionein-1H-like. Lineage: Eukaryota; Metazoa; Chordata; Mammalia; Primates; Hylobatidae. Gene Ontology annotation, cellular component: cytoplasm; nucleus. The record is from RefSeq and is a predicted model, not a curated record. Gene Ontology annotation, biological process: cellular response to copper ion; intracellular zinc ion homeostasis; cellular response to cadmium ion. Gene Ontology annotation, molecular function: metal ion binding.